AUGGUCACCCCGCUUCGUGUAUCAACGUGGAUCGUCGAUAUAUCUGGUUGGGAUCCUGAUCCAAUGGAAUGGGACAACACGUUGAACCUGUUCUCUGCUGGAAUCCAAGCCAAAAUUCGUUCUUAUCAUCAUCGAAUCGAUGCCAAAAGAUCACUGGUCGGGAAAUUAUUAGUGCACAAGAUCGUCUGUUCAGCUUAUUCAAUCCCUUGGAGUCGAAUCAAGUUCUCGACGAAUUCGGAUGGCAAGCCGUACUUGGACACAGAACUCCCGCCUGACUGUCGGUUCCAUUUCAAUAUCUCCCACGAUGGGUGCAUGGUGGCGUGCUGUUUCAGUCAAGAAUUAUUGACUCAAUCGAUCAAGAGUGAUCAACCAGAAACUCGACUGUCUCGGGGUAGUAGUAAUUGUAUUAAUACUCGUCAAGAAAGCCACGAGAUAGGGGUGGAUGUGAUGGAAUAUAAGCUCCCAAGAAGCGAGAAAACCGUAGAAGACUUUCGCUCAUUAUUAGAAGAACAUCUGAGUCCAAAGGAGAAAGAGCUGAUCGGCCAAAGAACAGCCGACUUGAAUCCAAGAGAUAUCCAAGAGGCUUCUGUCUUGGAUGGGUUACUUCAAAUCUGGACGUUCAAAGAGUCGAUCAUCAAGGCCUUAGGGUGUGGAUUAAGAAUGGAACUUUGCUCGAUCAGUCUCAGUAAUCUAAUUAGCCAUCCGGAAAUCAAUCUGGGCCCUCUCGAGUCCGCCGACGCUACAAUGAUGCAGCAGGGCUUCAUCUUACCUGACAGAUCAUCUCAGCUAGUAGCUUCAUUCAAUGACCAGGAGGAUCGGACCUGGAAAUUUUGGAGUGCGGUAUGGACAGGCCCAGGGGCAGACUCCAAAUACAUCCUGUCGGCUGCUAUCAAAUCAUUUUGUCCUCAAAUCAUCUCCUCUGAUAGCCCAUUGAUCCAUCGGGUAACGCUUAAGACCGUCUCAGAACUUACACCAUUUGACUGA
Molecule: messenger RNA, 984 nt
Organism: Puccinia triticina
Lineage: Eukaryota; Fungi; Basidiomycota; Pucciniomycetes; Pucciniales; Pucciniaceae
Exons: 4
Coding region: 1-984 (327 amino acids)
Cellular component (GO): cytosol
Molecular function (GO): holo-[acyl-carrier-protein] synthase activity; magnesium ion binding
Source: RefSeq, a predicted model, not a curated record